Linderina pennispora is the source of this 3093-nucleotide messenger RNA. RefSeq lists its product as uncharacterized. The coding region runs from base 58 to 2922 and encodes 954 amino acids. Gene Ontology annotation, molecular function: protein binding. The record is from RefSeq and is a predicted model, not a curated record. The transcript has a single exon. Lineage: Eukaryota; Fungi; Kickxellomycota; Kickxellomycetes; Kickxellales; Kickxellaceae.
CACUAACUGCGGUGCAUUAUCUUUUGCUCUUCUUACAGCUUCAUUUCCUACUUGAAAAUGACUUUGGUCGAUUGGUUCACGUAUUUUUUGCAUCCUGAGCAAAUUCAGCAAGAUUUCGGUGCAAGCCAGUGGCCUACAGAGGCAGAGCGGCGAACAGCAGCCCAGGAGCUGCUGAAGGGCCUGUUCGGCACCAACAACUUUCGCGACUACAUUCUCAAUUCAUACCCGACAUUACGCGAUGCACACGGCCAGCAGCCAAUGCAAUAUGCUGGGCCCACGCCACCAUCGACGCCAAUGUCACCAACCAUGGGAUCUGGUGCCGGCACAGGCGAUAUAGCACAUAUGGCGCGGAUUGGACAGUGCAGCCGGUUUGCAGUGUCACCCGAAACAGGGCUACCAAGUGAUACAUUGCAUAGUGUGCUUAAAGCGAACGGCCUACCGCCGCUAAGCGCUAAGCAGGACCGGCUGCUGAGCGUGGCAAAGGACUUGACCUUGCUUGUAAAGUUUAACGUUGAAGAGAUUGAGCGGACGGUGCACGCGACUCUGCGGUUUGUCUACUACAUGUACCUUAUUGAGUCCUGCAAAGGCAAGGGCGGGUUUGCGGAGUGCGAGUUUCAGUUCAGGCGGUGGUGGGUUCGGUCAGCGUACCGCGAGGAGGACAUUGGGCUGACGCUGGAUGUGCCGAAGGGCGAAGCAAUGUCACUAAACUGUAACAAAAUCAUGGAACACGCCGAGUCCCUGGAUGCGUCUGGCACGGUGCUCAAAUUCUGCGUAUACUACGAUAUCGCACGCGUGCUGCUGGCCCAGAGCGAGUAUCAGCAGGCGCUAAGCAUGUUCCAGCAGUGCCAGGCAAUUGAUCCACAGCGGUGCAAGCCCGAAAAGUUUGGGCUAUCUGGCUACAACACACGGCCCAGCGUAGACGAGUAUGUGGAUGCGUGCAAGGAAAUUGCGUUCAACAGCGAUGCCGACACUGAUAUGGCUGAAGACAUCCAACAGACGCGCUCGGACAAGAUCGCGUCAUUGGUUGACAGUGGCGAUUAUCAGCCAGCUGUGGUGGAGUGUAUGCUUGAUAUCCUGGAAAAGGGCGGGUCCAGUGAUGGUUUCGCGUGGCUGCUUGAUAUACAUCCAAAGAUCAUCAGCUUCUGCGCAAAGCAGACUACUGCGGCGACUGAAUCGAUACAUAGCGCUCUGGUUGAUGCGGCGGGUGCCUGGCUGCAGCAGCAGCAGCUGGCUGACGAGGAUCGAGUCAGAUGCUUGGAUCAGGCUAGGGUGAUUGCAUCUUUCCUGACUGGCCACGGCUCUGUAUAUGCGCCAGUGGCAGCUACAGAUAUGCAGCUCGAUGCAGAAAGCUGGCGUUCUAAGCAGGCUACGAUCCCCGAGAGCCAAAUGCUGGCCCAUGAGUUGGUUAGCGCACAGGUCACAACCACGCAGCUGGCACUGUUGCGACUGUCGUGCGGGUACCUGGCUGGCCUGCGGCUGUUGGAAAAGGAGCAGUACAAGGAGGCGCAGGUGUGGUUCUCGCGCGCACUUGCGGAAAUAUCAGAAUUCGUGCCGGCGACGCCGCAGGCGACCAACCCAAUCAUGGCGGCGGCUCUGGAGAAGGAGGAGGCGCUAAAGGCUUCGCUGGUAGCACAGGUAUCUGUCCACGCAAAGCUAGCCGCGCUAUUCUACCAGCUCGAGCAGGGCACGGACAUUGCAGAUGUAGCUGACGAUAUCGGCAGCAUUAUCGAGGACCAGGUGCCGAUUCGAUUCGAGUUCCUUGAAGGUCUGUCGCUGAUCUGCUUGCGGCAAGGCAACAACAACGUGUUUACCAACCUGGUAGGCGCCAUUGCCGCGAGUCCGAAGCUGUACCAGCAGCUGCCCGAGAUCCACAUCGCACUACUGCAGAUAGCGUCGCUUUUGGUUUUGGUGCGCGAUCUGCUGUUGACGACUGGCGUCGAAGUCGACAGGGCCAUCGGCGAGCCCAACUACCGCUUUGACAGAGAUGCGAUUCCAAAGGAGCAGCUGGAGCAAGUGCGCGGGUCAGUGGCAGAAAUCGCAAAGCUGCUGAUGAAGAUUCCGGUUGGAUCUCGGUCGACAGAGUCGACAACGUUGCACACAGAGCUCGGCAGCAUACCGCAGGUCGGAGCGGGCAUGGAGAACGAAAUCGAGCGGUUCUGCCGCAUGUGGGGCGACCCCGUGUACCUGACUCUAUUUGCUGCGCUGCUCAGUGAAAUGUUGCAGACGGGCGAGCCGGUCAGCGGUCCGCUAGGGCUGUGCGAUCUGAUGGCGCUCAUUACGCACCAGGACCCGAGUGAUGCCGGCCCAGGCAAGCCGGUGGUCGGUGAGUUUGUCAACGGAAAGAACGACCAUGGCCGCAAGAAUGCAAAGCACCUGCGUGACAUUGCGCUGAUUGUGUUCCGGUACACGGUGCAGCUGGUGCCCAAGAGCCCUGCCAUCUGGCUGUUCUUCUCUGCAGUUGCCUACAGCGCGCAAGGCUCAAAGUCCAAGCUCAACGAGCACCUGAUGCCGCUGUUCAUCGAGUUCCUGUCUCUACACACAGAUGUGUUCUCGCCCGAGCUGCUCGAUGGCUGCAUCUCGUCUGAGUGGUUCCAGAAGCUGCUGCCUGCCAUGAUCCGGUCGCUAACGGACCUGGGUAUGCGCGGUGCUGCGACAGUACUGCAUCAGUACAGCACCGACAUCAACUACGAGGUGGCAAUGCCCCUGCUAGUGCAGGCGUUCGAGAGGAAGGAAAUAGAUCAGCAGAUAACUCAGUUCUUCUGGGAUUCCAGCAUGGUUGAGUACGGCCAGUAUCUGGGGAGAUUGCCAUCGAGCGCCGUCCAUAUCGAGUUCUCGGCGCCAGACUGCGAGCUCGCCAGCAGCAGGCCAUUAUUCCUGUCCGAGUUCUUUGGCUGGCUCUCGGGCGUACUAAGCCUCAAGUAGUAGCUGCUCUAUUGCAAGCUCUGUCACCUGGCAUAGUGCACAUGCAUAGCUCACUUGUCCUUUAUCGCCUGCAUGGAUGCCGCCUCGCUUGAUGGCGGACGGCACGUUUUGAUAGGUAUCCUUGUAUGAUUCCCGAACACGCAGUUUCGCAAAUAAAUGCAUUUUCCACCG